Molecule: messenger RNA, 1420 nt
Organism: Spinacia oleracea (spinach)
Lineage: Eukaryota; Viridiplantae; Streptophyta; Magnoliopsida; Caryophyllales; Amaranthaceae
Exons: 9
Coding region: 143-1027 (294 amino acids)
Source: RefSeq, a predicted model, not a curated record
CUAAUCAAAUACUAUUCCCCAUCGCUACCACGUCUCAUCAACGUCCUCACUCCCCCUUCUCUCUCUCACCGGCGACGUCAAACCACCAUCAUCACCCACACAGAGAGAAACCCCCAAUCUCUCUUCUUCAACACGAACAACAAUGAGGAUUCCACUCUCUCUCCUCCUCUUAAUCACCCUCACUUUCUCUCUCCUCGUUUCCCACUCCAUCUCCUUCCAAUCCGACGAGCUUCUCCUUGACGACGACGAAUUCGAAGGAGCUCCAAAGAAACAAUCAUCUGACCUCCCACGAUCGUCACCUCAAACCACCGCCACUACAACCACCACCACGAGGAGGAGAUCGUCGGAUUCGGAUAUUGAUACAAAGCUGCAGUUCACUGUUGAACAUGCUUUUGGUGAUUCCCAAUUCUCACAUGCUGGGACUUUUUCUGCCCGGCUUAAGUCAUGGUCUCAUGGUGGUCAGACUCUUACAAAAUUGCGAUUUUCGAGGAAUGCCUUGACAGAACCAGAGAAGGAGCAAUUCAAGGAGCUGUUGCAAACAGAUGAUUUCUAUAAAAUAAGACUUCCAUCCAAUGUCUUGAGUCCUCCGGGAAGGAAUUAUACUGUUUCAGCUGUGAAGGCGAGAUGUCUUGCGAGGGAGGCUUUGGACGAACACUUUGUCAUACAUAUGGAAGGUGUUAACAUUUUGGCUGUCAACUAUGGUUCUCUUGGGGCAUGCCCAUAUCCUCGGCAGCUAAAAAUGCCAUCCAAAUGGUCUUUCAAUUCGUACCCAGUGUUGAAAUACAGCGAGCUGGCACCAAGAACCCCUGUUUUUAUUGAAGAAACACCUGAGGAAACGGCAGAGUCUGAAUUAAAGAAUCAACCAGAGAGAUCCUUUUGGGCAAAAUAUUGGAUGUAUUUAAUCCCUCUAGGGCUGAUGAUUAUGAAUGGUAUGACACAAGCUUUGAACGUGCCUGAAGAGCAGGCUGGCCAAGCAGGAGGGCAGCAACCUGCAAGGGCUCCAGCCGCACCUGUGCGAAGACGAUAGUCUGUUCUCGGGAACUGCUGAUUACCGGAGAUGUAACGAGCUUAUGUGGUGCAACUGAUCAUUAAACAGGUUCCUUGAUGAAAACAGGGGACUUUUGUAAUCGAGCUCCAAAUUUCAUUGAAGCGUAUAGCCAUAUUAGAUAUUUUUUUCAUGGGAAGAGUGGUCAUUUCCUGAGAAGCACUGGCAUAUUUUCUGGUUUCUGAGGCAUUUAGAGAUUUGAAUUACUUUGUGCAGUUGGAAGUAUAAAAAUAUGUCUCAAACCCUAGAUAAUGCUUAUGUUUUGGUUAUGACUUUAGGUUCCAAUUUUAGCACUUGACUUUGUAACUUGUACCCAUUUGAAACUUGUUACUUCACAAUUUUUUAGUUAAUGAAUUUUGUUUGCUUUUUCAUGUC